AAAAAUGUAGUUUGUUCCUCGGAACCGUGUUCGUGUCUGUUCGGUUCGGUGUCUUAGUGUUCCCACGAACGGAACCCUGUCCGGGUUCGGGUUUUCCUUUCGCUGUUUAUGUGAAUGGCGCAGCUUUCACCGUCGAGAGUUUUGGUUCCGACCCGCGGCGUCGCGAGAUUUCAUGUCUGAAGUGAAUUGGGCGGGGCCUCUGCGUUUUCAGUAGCUGAUGCUGAGGAGCGGCUGACGUCACCGAUCAGGAUGCAGAGUACCACCAAUUACCUGUGGUUGAUCUCAGACCUGCUGGGUCAGGGGGCCACGGCCAACGUGUACCGGGGGAGGCACAAGAAAACCGGAGACCUGUACGCCGUCAAGGUCUUCAACAACCUGAGCUUCCUGCGGCCGCUGGACGUCCAGAUGAGGGAGUUCGAGGUCCUGAAGAAACUCAACCACAAGAACAUCGUCAAGCUGUUCGCCGUGGAGGAGGAGUCCAACACUCGCCAUAAGGUUCUGGUGAUGGAGUACUGUCCGUGCGGGAGCCUCUACACGGUUCUGGAGGAGCCAUCCAACGCUUACGGCCUCCCGGAGGACGAGUUCCUCAUCGUUCUUCACGAUGUGGUGGCAGGUAUGAACCACCUGAGAGAGUAUGGCAUUGUCCACCGCGACAUCAAACCAGGGAACAUCAUGCGCGUCAUCGGGGAGGACGGAUGCUCCGUCUACAAGCUGACGGACUUCGGAGCGGCCCGGGAGCUGGAGGACGACGAGCAGUUUGUGUCUUUGUACGGCACGGAGGAGUAUCUGCACCCGGACAUGUACGAGCGCGCCGUGUUGAGGAAAGACCACCAGAAGAAGUACGGCGCCACUGUGGACCUGUGGAGCAUCGGCGUUACCUUCUACCACGCCGCCACCGGCAGCCUCCCCUUUAGGCCAUUCGAGGGGCCGCGCAGGAACAAGGAAGUGAUGUACAAGAUCAUCACAGAGAAACCUUCAGGGACCAUUUCAGGCCAUCAGAAGAGCGAAAACGGCAAGAUUGAGUGGAGCACAGAGAUGCCCGUGUCCUGCAGUCUGUCCAAGGGUCUUCAGAGCCUGCUGACCCCCGUCCUCGCCAACAUCCUGGAGGCGGAUCAGGAGAAGUGUUGGGGCUUCGACCAGUUUUUCGCAGAGACCAACGACAUCCUGCACAGAACCGUGGUUUACAUCUUCAGCCUGCAGCAGGCCACCCUGCACCACAUCUACAUCCACGAGUACAACACGGCGGCGCUGUUCCAGGAGCUGCUGUGCCGCAGGACCAGCAUCCCUCUGCACAACCAGGAGCUGUUGUACGAAGGCCGCCGCCUCCUGCUGGACCCCAACAGGCAGGCCAAGAGUUUCCCCAGGACGUCCAGAGACAACCCCAUCAUGCUGGUCAGCCGCGAGUCUGUGGCCACCGUAGGACUCAUCUUUGAAGACCCCAGUCCUCCCAAAGUCCAGCCUCGCUAUGACCUGGACCUGGACGCCAGCUAUGCUAAGACUUUUGCAGGAGACGUGGGACAUCUCUGGAAAACCUCGGAGUCUCUGCUGGUUUACCAGGAACUGGUGCGGAAAGGAGUCCGGGGUCUGAUCGAGCUCAUGAAGGAGGACUACAGCGAGAUCCUGCACAAGAAGGCGGAGGUUUUCUACCUGUGCAGCUGCUGCUCCCAGAUGCUGGAGAAGACGGAGCAGCUGUUCGAGGUGCUGAUGCAGGCCAGCAUGCUGUCGUUGGAGUAUGACGAGGUGUCAGACAUGCACAAGAAGGUGGUCAGGAUCUCCGGCUCGCUGGAUCCAGUGGAGCGGAACAUGCAGGACGUGAAGAGCAAGUUCCUCCCCGGAGGCCUGCUGAACGACGGCUGGACGCAGCAAGUGGGGACGCACCCCGAGGACAGGAACGUGGAGAAGAUCAAAGUCCUUCUGGACUCCAUCACCGCCAUCUACCAGCAGUUCAAGAAGGACAAGGCGGAGCGGCGUCUGCCGUACAACGAGGAGCAGAUCCACAAGUUUGACAAGCAGAAGCUGGUUCUCCACGCCAGCAAAGCCCGAUCUCUGUUCACCGAGGAGUGCGCCAUGAAGUACCGCCUCUUUAUCUCCAAGAGCGAGGAGUGGAUGAGGAAGAUCCAUCAGGUGAGGAAGCAGCUGCUCAGCCUGUCCAGUCAGCUGAUCAGCAUCCAGAAGGAGGUGACCAUUCUGAUGGAGAGAAACAUCAAGCUGCAGGAGCUCCUCCCCCAGAAGGUUCUCCCUCUGGUGUCCAGCGGGAUGAAACCUCAGGCGUACCUGAGCCAGAACACGCUGGUGGAGAUGACUCUGGGGAUGAAAAAGCUGAAGGAGGAGAUGGAGGGCGUGGUCAAGGAGCUGGCAGAGAACAACCACUUCCUAGAGAGGUUCGGGACGCUGACGCUGGACGGAGGCCUGCGAGGCUGAAGGAGCUCCCUGGACAGGCGUGAGGAGCAUCGGGCCGAGCCGGACGUCUCGUUUCCACACAGACCUCCAGAGGGCGCCGCCUGUCCUGAUGGGAGGGGGCGAGCUCCUCUGCUGCGACGGCGUUCAGAGGGCUCGCCACCAACGUGCAGACACCAUUUUAGAUUUAGUUUUAAACAUAAACAAAUAUUUUGGGUCUUUUCAAGAGUCUAGCGCCGCCACAAACUGCAGCCCGUCAGAAUGUUCUUCACCCAAACGUUCCUCCUCUGGAAACAGGAACGUUUGGGAACGCCGUAGGGAAUGACUCCAAAUCACUGUAAAUUGACAAAAGUCACAACUGAAGCAGCUCUUCAGGAAAAGCAUGCUGGGAUUUUUCUGACUUUCCUCCUAACGCUUCCUUAAGUUAAUCACCAGGUCGUUUAAGGCGGAGCUUAACUCUGCUGCCACAAAUGUUCCUUUGAUGGUUCAAAUCCCUUCAGAUGUUUGUUCUGUGAUUCUCUACCAGACAAUCGACGUUUCUGUUCAGAUCCAGCUGGACGGUGAAGCAGAGGAUUGUGGGACCUGGGUGUCUGUUCGUGUGGUUUCAGAAUGUAAACCGCCUGUAAAUAAAACGGUCCAUAAAUGGA
Oryzias latipes (Japanese medaka) is the source of this 3044-nucleotide messenger RNA. RefSeq names its product TANK-binding kinase 1 (gene tbk1). Lineage: Eukaryota; Metazoa; Chordata; Actinopteri; Beloniformes; Adrianichthyidae. Gene Ontology annotation, molecular function: protein serine/threonine kinase activity; ATP binding. The record is from RefSeq and is a predicted model, not a curated record. Gene Ontology annotation, cellular component: cytoplasm. Gene Ontology annotation, biological process: peptidyl-serine phosphorylation.